AUUCUAUUUUUGGUCUAUUAUCGAUAAUGGCUCUCUGUCAAUCACCGUAAUGACUUGUUCAUCGCCAGUUCAAUGGUCUUUCAAAAUAAACCAAAACAAUUCUCUUGAUUCCUUUUCAAUGCCUUGGACAGUAAAUGACACUUCAACUUUAAAUUUUAACUCUGCCAAGGGAUUAUAUAGAUUAAAUUUUAUUUCUGUUACGAAUGACACCUAUUUACAUAUAUACAUCAGUACUGAAGUUGGAGGACCGCUUGUUUUAACAGAAACGAAAUCAUCAAAAAUGUACAUACAUAAAAGAAGAAAGAAAAUAAUAGUUAAAUGGCACCCGAGUUUAGUUGAUCCACAAAAUACUGAAUAUUGUUUGGUUAUUCAUAACAAGAAAAUUUAUAAAACCCUAUGUAGCGCCCAGUUAGAUAAAUCUGGAAUAUUAUCAUCUAACUUAAAUUUCAAGAAAUCCAAAGUAUCAUCCCAAUUACUGACUGGCCAGAUACUAGGACCUCAAAUGUCAACAAAAUUUGGAACCGAUGCUUAUCCAAUAAUAGCCUGUAUUGGUCAGAAACUUCAGUUCGCUUUUAGUAAUCCCAAAAUGGAUGAGACCUACUACUUUUCACUUUUUGCUACCAAUAGGCAGACUAAUUUCACCUAUCAAUAUGGUACAAUAUCAACAAAUGGUCGCUUAAAGCCCAUUACACUUAAAGAUGGAAAAGCGAUGUUUAAAAAUUUAAAGAAAAUGGAUGGGGAUGCAUUAUUCAGAUAUAAGGUUCCAAGAAAUAGCGACAAUACACUCAAGAUAUUCGUUGCGUCUUGUGAUUCUAAAAUAAAAGUUAAAAUAUCUAAAAAGGAGAAGGUGCUAUUAACAAAAAACGUUACCAAGUAUAGCAUUAUAUCUCUAAAUUCUGUAGAAGUUGGAACACGAUACAACGUUAGGAUUAUACUAAAUAGUCAAGAUAUCGAUAAUAAUUCUGUCAUACAGAUUCUUGCUUCAUCGAGAAAAGACUUCACUUUAUCAUUUCCUCUUAUGCCUUCUGAUACACGGAUUAGGGAAUACGAAUCUUUAAAAACAUGUAAUAGCGUUACAAUUGGUUGGUAUGUACCACCACAAACGCAAUUUCAACACUAUUAUUGUUUUUUAGUAAAAGAAGGCCAAAUUUUGGAUAUUAAAGAGGAGAGAGGUUUAAAUCAAUGUGAUAUUCAGAGGGCAACGAGGGCAUCAGAUUUUGUGCUUCAAUAUUGUAAAUAUCUAGAUUAUAGAGAUCAAAAAGUUGUUGUUGAAAAAGUGCGUUAUCUUCUACCAGGAAAAAACUACGUUUUUCAAGUUGUUGUCAAGAAACCUCAAGGAAAACCUCUAGCUUAUGAUUUAUUUCAAACUCACACUUUACGAACUUGUUCGAAAUUUGUAUAGAAUAAAUAGUUUUUGUUGUGUUAA
This is a messenger RNA of Psylliodes chrysocephalus, 1426 nucleotides long. NCBI's taxonomy places the organism in Eukaryota, Metazoa, Arthropoda, Insecta, Coleoptera, Chrysomelidae. The record is from the annotation of a GenBank genome assembly.